UUUCAGUUAGUUUCUCACGCAGUGCAGAGAGAAGGAGACGUCCAGCAGACAGUAAGCUGAAUUUUGAGUGAUGUAGCAUUGGUCAUCUAGCCAUUCAAUCUAGACUGCUGACAAGGAGACGCCGCUUUCAAGAAAUUAUAGCCUGCAGAGUGGGGAGAAAACCAUAUCUGGAUAUUCUCCAUAUAAAACAACUGCCGUUUAGAAAUUGAAAAUGGCCUCCGCUGGACUUGAGAUUUUGGGCUUGGCUUUAUGCGUAAUCGGGACCCUGCUGGAGAUGGUGGCCUGCGGACUACCCAUGUGGAAGGUGACGGCCUUUAUCGAGGCCAACAUCGUGGUGGCACAGAUCAUCUGGGACGGGCUGUGGAUGUCCUGCGCCGUGCAGAGCACCGGCCAGAUGCAGUGCAAGAUGCACGACUCCAUGCUGGCGCUCGACCACGACCUGCAGGCGGCCCGUGCUCUCACCGUCAUCUCCUCCGUGAUGGGCGUCCUCGGGCUGAUGGUGGUUAUAGCGGGCGCACAGUGUACCAACUGCAUCCGCGCGGACACGGUGAAGGCGCGUGUGGUGAACGUCGGAGGAGUCAUCUUCAUCGUGGCCGGCAUCUUUGUGCUCGUACCGCUGUGCUGGAUGGCCAACAACAUCAUCACGAAUUUCUACAACCCGCAGGUGCCCACGGCCCGAAAGCGCGAGAUUGGCGCGUCGCUCUACAUUGGAUGGGCUGCCACGGCGUUGCUGCUGGUCGGUGGUUCAAUACUUUGCUGCUCCUGCCCAUCCUCGACAAACUCCGGCUACUCUGUGCAGUACGCUACCACAUCACAGUACCCUGCCGCCACGACACGGGCCACGGCAAACGGGGACUAUGACAAAAGGAAUUACGUUUGAUCAUCUACUUCUCAUGCGGUAGUGCCAACACUGCUGACCCAGAGGAGGGCGAUUUUUUGUCUUUCUUGAUGUUUUUUGUAUGCUGUUUCUUUUGUAAGAAAAAGAUUUGCACCUACCUUUUUUCUCAUUCAGAACUGAAUCAUGAGAAAACACUAUACUUUAUGCUACUGCACACGGAAAAGUUAACGAACGGUCACAUCGUCUGGCCCAUGUUUCAGAAAAAAACAUUUAUGCGCGUCUUGGCUCACAGUGGAAUGAAAGGACAAGAACCUGGGUUUAUUUAGGUACCUACAGUCGCAAGUCCGCCAUUUUAUAUAGACUAGUUAGUUUGAACGCUGUUGUGAUUCUAAUGUUUACUUUUUAAUGUUUAAUGUUUUGUUUUCUAUAUUAUCUGUAUGCCUGGUAAAAGUAGCCUGUACUCACAAAACAGGUGGCCUUUGCGACUAAAAGUGCUUACCACAGUGAUUUGUUUGAAGAGUUCCCCCAUCACACAUUGGAGAGAUGGAGACGUUAAGGCACCGCGUAAAUUAACGGACCCCCUAACCAAAGUGCUCCAGCCGAGUUGAUAGGCCAACUUCCCCCUUUGAGAGAAAAGUGUAUAGUCAAUUGAUACGCAUGACCUGUUAACACCGCAGCGCCGAAGUUGUUAUUGUUCAAGUGCUGAUGAGUGCAGCUGCGCGGCUGGAUCACUCCGGAGGCAAAACUUUUGAAACGUUGCUCCUCAGUUAUCCGAGGAAAUAUUUGCCAUCCCAAAAGCCUCUAUUUUUGUAACUCUGAAAGUUUUUUAAAUGCUUUACUGUGAUGCUUUGAAAAUGAUCUCUGAAUAAACAUUUAUUAAGAAGACA
Engraulis encrasicolus (European anchovy) is the source of this 1725-nucleotide messenger RNA. It is a transcript of the gene cldn5a, whose product is annotated as claudin 5a. Gene Ontology annotation, molecular function: structural molecule activity. The record is from RefSeq and is a predicted model, not a curated record. The coding region runs from base 212 to 880 and encodes 222 amino acids. Lineage: Eukaryota; Metazoa; Chordata; Actinopteri; Clupeiformes; Engraulidae. Gene Ontology annotation, biological process: cell adhesion; bicellular tight junction assembly. Gene Ontology annotation, cellular component: plasma membrane; bicellular tight junction. The transcript has a single exon.